Mugil cephalus (flathead mullet) is the source of this 5166-nucleotide messenger RNA. RefSeq names its product transcription factor 3b (gene tcf3b). Gene Ontology annotation, biological process: regulation of transcription by RNA polymerase II. The transcript is spliced from 21 exons. The record is from RefSeq and is a predicted model, not a curated record. The coding region runs from base 759 to 2693 and encodes 644 amino acids. Gene Ontology annotation, molecular function: protein dimerization activity; DNA-binding transcription factor activity, RNA polymerase II-specific; RNA polymerase II cis-regulatory region sequence-specific DNA binding. Gene Ontology annotation, cellular component: transcription regulator complex. NCBI's taxonomy places the organism in Eukaryota, Metazoa, Chordata, Actinopteri, Mugiliformes, Mugilidae.
GUUUUAGUAGGAGUGCAGGCUCUUUUGUGGAGACUGACCUGCCUCCUCCGCCUUGUGUGGGGUGACAAAGACCCCUAAUCUGCUUGCUUCAAAUAUUGAUCCAGCAGUAGCCGAAGAUGCCAUUUUGUUGUAUUAAGCCCCUCCAUGUGCUCUGCUCCAUUUAACUCGGUGGUUAGGUAUUAUUUGGGGAGUUUAUUUCAGUGGCGUGUAUGGUCUGUUUUGGCCUUCGCAUGCCAUCUUAUCCCAAAAAGUUUGUGAUGGCCUUGACAGCCAUCUUCCUAGCCUAUUUACACUUGGAGCCGAUGUUUUGUGUACGCUCGCUUUCUUUCCUUGCUCCAAGGUUAAAUUAGUUCCACUUGCCCAAGUUUACUAUAGACUCGGACUGCGCUGUUUCUUCCCCCCUGACGUGACUUGUGUUAUUUUCAUGCAUGCAACAGAUGAUAUAUUACUUGUUUGGUUGCGAAUUUUAUUUCUUGGUCGGACUAUUUAAAAUUUCCCUUUGUUUACAUCUGUUAAAAUCUGCGUUUUGGCACACAUGCACAGAGAUUUUUUUCUCAUCAGUGUAUGCUAGUACUGAACUACAAAAGAGGCUGUAAAAGCACACCACCUGUUGGUGUCCAAGUGCCUCUAUUCUUCCACUUGCUCCCCUUACCACUAGUUCCCCUGUGAGGCUUGCAGAACCACCACUCAGCAUCAGAGAGCGGCCUCGGGCUUGCGUUGGAAUGCAAAACACAGGGGUUUAUUAGAGACUGAAGGGUAUGAACGAACAGCAGCAAAGAAUGGCUGCAGUGGGAACUGACAAGGAACUCAGCGACCUCCUGGAUUUCAGUGCGAUGUUCGCGCCUCCAGUAGCCAACGGGAAGAACAGGACAAUGACCCUUGCCAGCACUCAGUUUAGUAGCACAGCAAUAGACGAGCGCAGCGGCUCCGGGUCUUGGGGCUCCGCAGAACAGAACAGCCCCUCAUUCGGCCAAGCACGGCAGGGCUAUGGAGAAGGACCCCACUACAGUGAGCAUGAGGGCAUGUCCUCUCCGUUCAUCAGUUCAGGAAUUACCAGUAAAAACGAGAGGCCACCAUACCCUCCCUUUGGAAGCCAGCCUGGUUUCCUUCCUAGUGACAUAUCGAUGCCCAGUCCAGAUGCCAUGUCCCCCUCCGGUCUCAAGUCUGGUUCUCAGUUUUAUCCAUCAUACCCCAACAACCCCAGGAGAAGGCCGCCCGAUGGAGGCAUAGACACCCAGCCAAAGAAGAUCCGGAAACCCCCUGGCCUGCCAUCCUCGGUGUAUGCUUCCACAUCUGGUGACGAAUAUGCCAGAGACAAUGGAGGAUAUCCUGGUGCUAAGCCUGGAGCUGUGUAUCCUGGCUCAUUCUUUGUGCAAGAAGACCCUUGGUCAUCUUCAGGCUACUCUGCCAUGCUGAGUAAUUCCCCUCACAUUGGACAACCAGGCUCCUUCUCUGCAAUUAACCCGCAGGACAGAAUGAAGCGUCACCCCCUGCCUCUGUCCCCACAGAACUAUCCUCUGCAUGGAAGCGAAGUGAAUGGCUUCCACUCAGCCCCCACCACCUACAACCACACACCCACCAUCAACGGGGAAGGCAUUAUGGCCAACCGAGGCACCACAGCUGGCAGUUCAGGAGAUGAAAUUGGGAAGGCGCUUGCCUCAAUUUACCCAUCGGACCACAACAGUAAUAAUUUCUCCUCGGCUCCAUCUACUCCUGGAUCUCCUCAGGCUAUUGCAGGAGGAGCUCAGUCUCAGUGGCAAAGACCAACCACACCCAACUAUGAAGGGCAGCCACAUGCACUGCAGAGUAAAUUGGAGGACCGCUUGGAAGAGGCCAUACAUGUGCUCCGUAACCAUGCUGUGGGCCAGGGCCCUGGCUUAGAGGGCGCCGACAUGCACAGCCUGCUGUCCUCAGUACACAACGGGGGCCUCGGAGGCCUCUCUCCAGCUUUCCCCAAUGCUAGUCUCGCCCUCAGCAACAGACAUCCUGCUGCUAUGCAGGGAGGGAAACAUGAGGAGCCCACAGGCCUCCCACCCAGCAGCACCCUCCUGCACGGUCAUCACGCAUCCGGACCCACGCCGUCAGCUGGACAGCCAGAAGGCUUUAGCAGUCUCCCUGGUGGUAUGGCCCGCUCCACACACUCCUCCAGCAGCUCAGACAUCAAAAGAGAAGACAGAGAGGAUGAUGAAAACUCAUCUGUUGGAGACAAAUCAGAGGAUGAAAAGAAGGACUCCAAGGCAGCGCGCAGUCGAACAAGAAAGGAGGCGUUGACCCUCCAGAUGCUCUCUAGCCUUUCAGACCCGAAAGAUGAUCUGGACAAUGAAGAUGACGAGGACCUUCCCCCCGAGGUGAAGAUGGAGCGCGAGAGGGAGCGGCGAGUGGCUAACAAUGCCCGCGAGCGUCUCAGAGUACGGGACAUCAACGAAGCAUUUAAGGAGCUUGGGAGGAUGUGCCAACUGCACCUCAGCCAUGACAAACCUCAGACCAAACUUCUCAUACUUCACCAAGCUGUCAAUGUCAUCCUCAAUUUAGAACAACAAGUCAGAGAGCGCAACCUUAACCCCAAGGCUGCGUGUUUAAAACGCCGUGAGGAAGAGAAGGUGUCUGGGGUGGUGGGUGAAUCGCCCAUGCAGCUCUCAGGAGGCCACCCUAGCAUGGGAGGAGAGGGCCACAAUCCAGUUGGCCACAUGUAACACCAGAUCUGGUGGUGUUCCCCUGGCUCUCAGAGGAUGUGGCCUUAACAGAUUUCUUCCACCCGUUACUCUCAGUGUGUGUGUAUAUGUGGACAUGUCUGUGUGUUGUCCGUUCAAGUUUCAAGAUGCACAUUCACACACACUCGUACACACGCAUACUGCCAAAACUGACAAAGCCUGUUUGUCUCACUCCCAACCAUGACUACAAGCUCAAAUGUGAAGAACUUUUUCUUUCUGUUUUUUUUUUUUUUUUUUUUUUUUUUUUUUAAGUUUUGCUUUGUUUUAUACAUGUUAAAAUUUUUAUUUUCUUUUUGGUUUCCACAUGAUGUUGGAACGCCGGAGUACUUUUUGUCCUGCCACACACAUUGGGACUUCACACACUGCCGAGAAGUGCUCUGGUGGAAACAAAAAAAAAAGGAGACCUAAACAAACACAAAUUGAAUCAAGGAUUUGUGCCUAAUUGUUACAUGUUUUCUAUUUGACAUUUAAGCAAAUUGCUUUACAUGUGAGGAACAUUUAUUGUGAGGGAUUGCUUAUGUGUAUGAGCAAUUAUUUUUUUAAUGUAUGUCAUUCCCAGCGUGAUGGUACAGUCUUACAUAUGUUAUGUAACCAAGCCCAUAGUUGAAGCUGAAUUGUCCAAACUCUGUGACUUUUCCUUGGGUGUGUGUGUGUGGAGGGUGGCGGAAAGGUCGCAAGGCAAAGGUCAAAGUUUUGACAGUUCAAACGCAGCUUACAUGAAAGACGGGAACUCUCACCGAGUGAAAGUCUCUGACUGGAGCCCGCUCUCAUCCCACAAGGCAUCUGGAGACUUGGAAUCGAAGACUUCUUCCUUGAAGGUUAUGAAUUAUCCAAGUGGUAGAAUCUGUCAACAAAACAAAACUGUUCUUCCUAUUUGUUGACCACAAAUUCUAGUGUUGCUCCAGUAGCCCCUUGUUUUAGAUCCAGGUUUUUGUACUGCUUUAUGUACUAAAGCAUACCUAGACAAGACAAAGCACAGUUGUAUAGUUUUAGGCUGGAAGUUAAGUGUUGACCUGUAUUGCAUUUCAGUCCCUGAAAGUUUGUAUAAAAGCCAUUUGACUCGCUAAGUGAUCAGCCCCACUUAGUGCUUUCUUGAAAUGGUUUACUGACAGUGCCAGCAGACUUUACAGCUCGAGUCUUUCCCCUUAAUUGAUGUUCUGUAAAAGACACAAAAAAAAGAAAAAAAAAAUAUCCAGGUUUCUUUACAGGAGGAAUCUCAUCAGUCUGAAGUUGUUAAAACAGACGAGCCUUUGUAUAACCGAGGCUUUCUUUUCCUAAAUGAGCAUUCCCACUGAAUUACAGCUCCUCACCUUCCUCUUGAGUAGUAAGUGUGUUCUCACGUUUCUUACCGAGAGAAGUGUGACGUGUAAAUUCACUUCAUACAUUAUUCUGUUUCAUUUUUCAAAAUUAAAUAUAUAUAAAAAUAUAUAUUUUUUGUUAGUCUAUACAUUGUAGAUUUUUUACAUAAAUGGCAAUAUUAGUUUGAAGUUUAGAGUGUAUUGUAGAUGAGCUGUAUAAGGGGAUAUUUGACAUAUAAAUGAAAUUGUUCAAUUCAAAGUCGAACUGGGAUGGCAGAGGAAAAGGGUCAGCAGAUGAUCGGCGGAAGAUGUUGAAAGCGUUCGGUGUAUCCCUUUUAUUCCAGUUUUAGUUGUGAGGCGUAUCAUCAGCUACCCAGAUGAAUUCUUUCUUUCCAUUUGGGACAUACGUGGACAGAGUUUGUGCCACUGUCUUGUUGAAGAGUUCAGACUUCGACAGUGAGGCGCUGACAAAAAAAUGUGGGAAGGGAUUUUUGUCUUUAACAGUAAUUAUGCAACUGGUUUUUGAAUGUAGCUACCAUACAAAUGUGGAUCGCCUUCAUUUUCAAAGUUGUGUUCCUGGGUUUCGUCAGUACAGUAUGAUAGUUUUCGUUUCACCUUUUUUCUAAAGUCUGCCCUCAACCAAGUGGCUCUCAGUGUGCAGCUUUCCUGCGCAUUUAUUCUGGAGGCAGACGCCAUGAUUUUGGUGGAAGGUAAUGGAUAAUGUGGAGAACAAAACAGUGUUAUUGUGAUGUUAUUCCCAUGUCAUGUUGUGAAUGGUUUCUUUUUUACCAACAUGUAAUCACAAAUGGGAGGUAGAGAAUUGUGUGUGUUUAAUUUCUACAAAAAAAAAAAAAAAGAGAUGAAGAAAAAGACCUAUACAAAUCAAUAGUGUGGCCUUUUCAUUCUCAAGACUUAAGAUGUCAUGAUGGGAGAGUGAUACCUUAUCAGUGCCUGAACUUGUAUUUUCAUUUAAGACAGUUUUUAUUUUGUGACCCAUAUCAUUUCAUUUAUCAUGGAGAUUAAAGAGGUACUUGUUCAUUCCCCCACCCUCCCUUCUCCUAAUGCUUUUUUCAAUUUUCAGGAAGAAGUUUAAAUGGUAUAAAGAGAUUUUUCUUUCAGUGUAUCUAGUUAAAUAAAUAAAUGUUACGUAGAUCUUG